This is a messenger RNA of Chanos chanos (milkfish), 1842 nucleotides long. It is a transcript of the gene kat7a, whose product is annotated as K(lysine) acetyltransferase 7a. Bases 10 to 1842 code for a protein of 610 amino acids. Gene Ontology annotation, cellular component: nucleus; histone H3-K14 acetyltransferase complex; chromatin. Lineage: Eukaryota; Metazoa; Chordata; Actinopteri; Gonorynchiformes; Chanidae. Gene Ontology annotation, biological process: regulation of transcription by RNA polymerase II. Gene Ontology annotation, molecular function: zinc ion binding; histone H3 acetyltransferase activity; transcription coregulator activity. The transcript has 15 exons. The record is from RefSeq and is a predicted model, not a curated record.
GCAACCGAUAUGCCUCGGAGAAAGAGAAACACUGGGAGCAGCUCUGAUGGCACAGAGGAUUCCGAUUUUUCUGCUGAUUUGGGGCACACUGACAGCUCAGAGAGUGAUGCCAACAUGUGCCGAAACACACGCCUCACACGUGCUUCUGGUCGACUCUCUGAGAGCUCACAAGAGUCAAGCCUUGUGCGAAACCCAGAGGCCUUAGCCACCAUAGAGGCAGCUGCCUUCGCUACCCGACGGAUGACUCGUAGUCAACACCAGGGGGCCCAGGCUGCUUCAAAGAAGUACACACUGUGCCAAAGCCGUUCCUCAGGCUCAGACACAGAGGCAGCGGUGGAAGUCUCUGAACGUGACCUUAAACGAGUCGUGGAUCACGGUGAUUCUCCACCCCGUACCCCCACUGGAGACGCACCGUCCCCUGAGUCGUACAUAGACAUGUCCAGCCCCAGUGUCUCUCGCAGCGAGAGCUUGGCUAAGGAUCUGCUGCUGAAAGACUCAUGCCACGACCUGUCCCACCGGCCCAAGCGCCGCCGCUUUCACGAAAGUUACAACUUCAAUAUGAAAUGCCCAACACCUGGCUGCAACUCUCUUGGACAUUUGACAGGGAGACAUGAGCGGCAUUUUUCAAUCUCUGGCUGUCCUUUGUAUCAUAACUUAUCUGCAGAUGAGUGUAAGGUAAAGGCUAGCUCUCGAGAAAAACAGGUCGAGGAGAGAACCCUGUCCCAGCGGCAGGAUGAGACCCGACCUUCUACACGGCACCUGGCCGCCACAGACCGUCAGCUGAGAUACAAAGAGAAGAUCUUGGUGAUGAGGAAAAAAAGGAACUCUGGCUCACUGAAAGACGUGAGUGAGAAACACAUGGAGCGUGGGCAGAGGCAUGGCAGCAGUCAGGAGCCUGUGUUGGAGAACAUCACCAGUGACUAUGACCUGGAGCUCUUCCGCAGAGCCCAGGCACGGGCCUCUGAGGACCUUGAGAAGCUGCGUCUCCAAAGCCGGGUCACAGAGGGCAGUAACAUGAUCAAGGCCUUAGUGUUUGGCUUCUAUGAGCUGGACACGUGGUAUCACUCUCCUUACCCAGAGGAGUAUGCACGCCUUGGUCGCCUUUACAUGUGUGAAUUCUGCCUUAAGUACAUGAAGAGUCAGACCAUUCUGCGUCGGCACAUGGCAAAAUGUGUAUGGAAGCAUCCACCUGGAGAUGAGAUUUACAGAAAAGGAGCUAUCUCUGUUUUUGAAGUGGAUGGCAAAAAGAACAAGAUUUACUGCCAGAACCUGUGUCUGUUAGCCAAGUUGUUCCUGGACCAUAAGACCCUGUACUAUGAUGUAGAGCCCUUCCUCUUCUAUGUUAUGACAGAGGCUGAUAACACUGGCUGUCACCUUGUGGGUUACUUCUCAAAGGAAAAGAAUUCAUUCCUGAAUUAUAAUGUGUCCUGUAUACUCACCAUGCCUCAGUACAUGCGGCAAGGCUAUGGCAAGAUGUUGAUUGAUUUCAGUUAUCUCCUUUCUAAAGUGGAGGAGAGGGUGGGCUCCCCUGAGCGGCCUCUCUCUGACCUGGGCCUGAUCACUUACAGGAGCUACUGGAGGGAUGUGCUCCUCCGUUACUUACAUGACUUCAAGGGCAAGGAAAUCUCCAUUAAAGAGAUCAGUCAGGAAACUGCAGUGAAUCCAGUGGAUAUUGUCAGUACCUUACAGUCACUCCAGAUGCUGAAAUACUGGAAAGGCAAACACCUAGUAAUGAAAAGACAGGAUUUGAUUGAUGACUGGAAGGCUAAGGAGGCCAAACGAGGAAGCUGUAAGACCAUCGACCCUAACGCGCUGAAGUGGACUCCGCCUAAAGGGUCCUAG